AGGCGGCCACAGGCGACGUUUGUUGAACAGAGCAGCUCAGGGACACUCAGCAGAAAAGGCGCUUCAAAAACUGCAGAGAGAGUCGCCAUGGCAAUCAGUCGCGGCGAGUCGCCGCUGCUGUCUCAGUGGCUGCCGAGACUGCUGGUGACGUCACUGGUGCUGAACGGAGCUGUGCUGGGCCGGCCCAGCGGCCAGCCGGCCGUGUGCGGCUGGUCCUGCUGCUCCGUGCUGCCCUCAUGUGCGGACGCCAAGAGGGUGACGUGCGACUGCCCGGAACAAGAUAAGAUGACCCUCCGGAAGGGAGACAUCCCUGCCACCGCUCACUCGGUGACCAUCCGCAACAUGCAGCAGCUCAUCCUCGAGGAGGACGUGAUCGGAGACCUGCCGUCCCUGGUCAACCUCACCAUCAGUGAUGUGGACCAGCUGGAGAUCAGGCGGGACGGCAUGGCCUCCCACAACCAGACCAGGCUGCGCUCGGUGCUGUUCCAGAACGUGCAGUCUCUGCAGGCCGAGAGCCACUCCUUCUCGGACGUUUGGCAAUCGGAGACAACCAUUCGAAUGCAUCACAUCGAAAACCUUAAUGUCAUGCCUAACGCCUUCAGCUAUCAGGCUAGUAUCACUGGUCCAAGCGUGUCCCUUCAGCAUGUCCAUAGCCUUAACCUGGAGUCGAGCGGGUUUUCGGCGCCCAUGUUUAGUAUGUCACUUACUAACGUCACAAUGGACGACUGUCAGGAGCACAGCUUUGGAGGGAGCGCUUAUUACACCGAAUGGAACACUGUUAAAGUCAAAGAGAUGAGGGCCAAGUGCUUCCACGGGCAGAACCCUUUCGGGUCCUUUACUAUUAACUCCCUCAGUGUUGAGAACACACACCCGGGAUCGUUUUACGGAGACGUGCAGGAGCUAAGGGUGGAGAACAGUCAUUUUGAUACAAUUCAGAGGGAGAGCUUCAACCUGACCGUGUCCAGCAUGGAGAUCUCCAAGUCCAGCAUUGGUGAGCUGCACUCGGAGGGCCUGAAGGUGCUCGCUAGAGAGUCGUUCAAGCUGGACGUCAUCCGCGUAAACCAGCUGCGAAAGGACGCCUUCCUCGGUGUGCAGAUGGUGCGAAGCGCUGACGGCUUCUCGCCCGCGUUCAAAAUCCGCAAAAUGGAGGUAAUUGAGGCUGCGAACGGUUCGCUGACGUUCUCGCCGUGCACCGAGGUGCGUAUCUCGGAGCUGGAUGUGACCGCUCCACUGCCCCCGAUCUGCCCCACGGAGAGGUGGACGCGGGCCCUGUCUGCGGGCGGCGUGGCGGGUCAGCUCAGUCAGGCGCAGUACGAGCUGUUCUUUGUCCUGCUGGACCGGCGCUGGUGUGCCGAGGACGGCUGGACCCCGUUCCCCGACUCCGCAGACAAUCCCCAGUGCCAGCAGAAGGGCCAGGAGACCGGUGACGACGCGCCGGGUGGAGGGACGGGCGACCCAGACACUGCUCAGAACAGUCAGGGAGGCAUCGAACAGCAGGACUCGAAUAAAGGCGGUAAGGAGGACGAGGAAGACGUAAAAGCCGAUGAAGAUAGCCCCUCCAGACUGGCUGACGGUGAUGCCCCUGCAAAGGAUGAUGAUGACAACAAGAUGGCUUACUACAGCUGGGACGAUUACGUCGCGAAUGGGGAGGUCGCCUCUCAGGAAGCUGUUGUAGAUGAAACCAAUGGCCGGAAGGACAUCCGUCCACCACAGACCAGUAUUUGUCGGGGCGGGGCAUGUAGUGGCGGUACCGAGGGUGUUGAGGGUGGCAGUGGUAGUGGUGGUACCGAGGGUAUUGAGGGUGGCAGUGGUAGUGGUGGUACCGGUAAUAUCAUUGCGGAUAUUGCAGGUACUGCCACUGCCGCUGGUAACGCGGUAAUUGCACGUACUACAGGUAAUGCAGGUAACGGGGGUAUUGCGGGUACUGCAAAUAAUGCGGGUAGCAUUGGUAGUUCCAGUCACAGUAGUGGCAGCUCGGAACAGGACACCACCAAGAAGGGACACCUUGCCACAGGAAAGACAUCCCUGACCAAGGGCGGUACGGAAGGACUGGAGGAGAGGGGUCCUCCGCAGACAGACAAGCCUAUUGUUGAAAUCUUCAUGAACAGAAGAGCCGCGAGGGUGAAACUGUCAUCCGGCGAUGCGAGCGUCGUCGCUUCCUUCGCUUUCGAUCAAGAUGAAAUCCAACCUGAGGAGAUGCCUUCCUCAGGGUCUGAUGACAGCAUCAACAGCGAUUUCCUUCGCCGACUCCUCUCCCUGCCGAAGCGGGCUCUGGUCGCCCCUAAGCGCCGAGUCUCUGACUCGAAUACCCUAAAGUUCCUUAGGAAGAGCGUCAAGGGAGUCUCCUCUGCUGGGUCUCUCCCAUCCCAGACGCCGCUUCCCUCUGAUGCCUCUUCCUGGACCUCUGAUGCCUCCCGCGGAUCCCUGGAUGCCUCCAGCGGGUCCGCUGAUGCCUCCAGCGGGUCCGCUGAUGCCUCCCGCGGGUCCCUGGACGGCUGGCUCACCUCCCACCUCCACGUCCUGCCGUAUGUCCUGCUUGGUGCCAUGCUGGCGCUGAUGGCCGGGCUGAUGCUGUCGCUACUGCUACUGCUGCUACUUCGUCAGCAGCGCCAUGGAUAUGGUGACCGCCGCAUUCAUGACGUGAAAAGAGUAAAUGAGCUUCAGUGUGUGCACUUCGCGGGUGGAAAGGCAAAUGUGAAGGCGUCACUUCUGCCUCCAGCUCAUUUUGCAAGUGGUAUUCAUGCAAAAAAUGGCAUUGUGUAGCUGAAUUGGUUAUCGCUCGAACUCCCAGUGGAAUCUCAGAUACAGCCAAAGGUGCUAGAAAACUUCGGUGCAAUAUAGGGAACAUCAUUAGCAACAGCGAAUCUCAGGAACGCCAUUAUGGGUACUCAUAUUUAUAUCUAUAUUUAUCAUGCUCAGUUUGUUUUACAUGUUGUUUUAGUUCAUCCAUAUACUUAUUUUGCUAUUGUCCUCAUGUACGUAUGAGAUGUGGUAUCACACAACGUGGGUUGGGCCACAAGUGGCUACAAUAUCCACGGGGAAAAGUUACGGGGCUGGCUUGUAUCUGUCGCCCUCUUUAUUCCUCAUUUGCCACAUCACCCAUCAAGGGUUGUAAGCAUAAGGUACGGCCACCUUCCAGCUGCGUGGUAGAUAGUCAUAUCUCGACAAAACAGAAAAAAUAGCGCGAGGGCUAUGGCACCGGUCACCUGGAAAUCGGAACUCAAAGCCGCGCGAGGACACUCAAUACUUCAUGGCUCAACUCUUAGUCCGGUCUGGCAAAGAAGGGAUUCGUUUUUAUUUUUGUUUUUAUAUGAGCAAAUGCCUAAUUUGAUCAAAUUGGGCGAGGAGUUAAGCACAUGUUUCGAAAAGUGUGGAGCACCAGACGUCUUUGUGCUUUGAGUUCCAAGUGAAAGAUAACACAGCAUUUGAGCUGUUGUCUGCUUUGUCGAGUUAUAACUCCCUACCACGCAUCGAGAAGAGGGUGGUCGUGCAAUGUGCAUGGCUUCUGCAAUGCAUGUUUAUUGAGCAAUUCCUAUUGAGCGCGAUUAUACAGUCCUUCCAAAAAUCGACCUGUAGGGUGGCUUUCAGGAACUUGAAACACAAAGCCUUAGGGAUCGGGCUGAACUACUGUAUAAGAUAUUUAUGUUUUCUCCAGUGGUAUAAAUGGUUUUUCCCGACCUUUGUCCCGAACAGUUGUAUCGAAGCUAACCGAUCGUAGACACUCAACCUUUUUUAAAACGUUAUAUUGGUGGUCUGUUCAAUAUUUGGGGCCUAUUCUAUGUAAACUAACGAAGCACAGGCACUACUAUCGCUCUAAAAAGGCAAAAACACACAUUCUGGCACCAUUUUGAUGAUUCGCUGUUGCUAAUGCUGUGCUCCAUAUUGCACCGAAGUUUUCCCGGCACCUAGAAGACAGACAUUGCUCAAAUAGAACUUUCCUUACUGCUUCAGAAACUAUCCAGGAAAUAACUUACCGCUGUACGUAAACGGAAUAACGACGCGCCUAACGAGCAUAACGAUGCAAGAUGAAAUAGGCGUAACGAGCGGAUGCCUAGUUUUUCGAUCGGCACUAAUUUACCAACAAAACCAAAACAUGAGUAGUGUUGAGCGUGUUCGCGCGAUAAGACUCCCACAACUGCCCAAAUGAGCCAAUAUAGUUCGUCCAUCUUUGACGUCACUGCUAAGAGCGGUGUCUGUCUUCUGUGGUGUGCCCCCUCAGCUCAGUCAGCAAUGUGGUCAGGAUACGGUGGAGGAGCGUUGGGAAAAGGUCCGGAAAUUCCAACCGGCCAAAAACAAGUUAGGAGUCCACCUGGAAAAUCCCCAUGGAUUCCGGGACUGGCUAGGUAAUUAUCGGGAAAAUGUGAAACUCAAGGUCACUGGGCUGGCUUCGGCUUCUUGAUCGUUGGGGAACUGUUGGGAAAUCACACACACAUACCCAGUGCUACCCAGUCAUUGAGACACCUUUGGAUUCCUGGUCUUGGUGCAUUUUUUACUGGUGGGAAAGUGUUAGUAAUUUCUGCACGGAUCCCACUUGGGGAGGGAAAUCACAUAGGGCGAUGUCGGUGCGCCUCGGAUUUCCCGGCCGGCCGUUGCGGGGCAAGUCGGGACAUCCGGGGCGUUUUUAGUCCGUGGGGUCUCCGUUUCAGACUUGAUCCUGACCAAAUGCCAGUGGGGGGAAGGUCGGGGUGGUUACAGAAAUCACGUGUGGGGUUGGACUCGAUUGCUAGCUGACAGCAUUCAAUCCCCAAAGUAGUGGGAACGCACCCAACCUGGCUGGGGCGGGUUGGGAUUUCCCGAGGUAAUCCCGACCUUCCCCAACCGCAUCUGAACGCAUUGCUGGCUGGGAGAGUAUGCAUGCACCUUUGGCAAUCUGAGAAUUCUACUGGGUCUAUGAGCGAGCAUGACACUGAAAGGGAUUUAUAGGAAAAGUAUCAAAUUCAAAUAAAGCCAAGUCUACGGGCGGAAUGGAGCUAAAGGGUCAUUAACAACGACAUGAACAGACUUCAUUGAUUUUGUUACAUAGAAAAACAGCAUUAUUCAGCUACCAGCUACCACUACUGAGGAUUGUUACCUAGUCCGACGGUGUGAAUGGUAUUGGUUGACGUGUAUCUGCCACUGCGGAAUACUGUUUUAGGAGUUAUUUUUUUUUAUAAUCGCUUGCUCGCUACUCCGGAUCAUGCUCAUUUUUAGCUAUAAAUUUGUAUUGUUCAAAUGAUUCAGUAGUGCAUUGAAAUUGAGUGAACCGAGUUACAUUGUGUGUACUGUACCAACGCUGUAUUUCAUGUGGUGUAAUAAAUUAACGUGUGUGCAACUCUAUGUGGUACGACAAACAUGUAUGAUAGAAAUCACAUUGACAACAUGGAAUGCUGACGGUAUCAUUACUGGUUCGAGUAUCUAAUAAAGCUGUGGCAGGAGAUGUGUCUACCUACAACAAACUCCAAAAAAGUGUAGUGUAUUCAUUUUUAUUUUUUAAGUUUUUAGUGUCAAAAGCAUUUUGUUUGUUAUCUCCUUUUACCUACAUUCACAAUGUAGUGUGUUCAAGACCGUUUACCGACGUGUUUGUCAUGUUGACUUGGGUAUUUUUGUGUGAUUGACGUGCAUGCCAUAAAAUCCAUGUCAGUGAAGGUAUCUAAUAAACGAUCUAGCUAUC
Messenger RNA from Amphibalanus amphitrite, 5650 nucleotides. RefSeq lists its product as uncharacterized. The coding region runs from base 88 to 2763 and encodes 891 amino acids. The transcript is spliced from 4 exons. Lineage: Eukaryota; Metazoa; Arthropoda; Thecostraca; Balanomorpha; Balanidae. The record is from RefSeq and is a predicted model, not a curated record.